AUGGAUGAUUUCUCAUGCUCUGACCUUUGUUGGCUCGAUGCUCAUCUGUUUUUGCUUUCGUGUAUGGGCUCGUUCCGGUCGUCGAUAAGGUUGUUGGAAGCUCUGGUGCGGGACCUUGUGAUGGGGAGCCAAUGGAGUGACGAGGGUGUCGAUGCAGGCCAAGGGAGUUGA
Pochonia chlamydosporia 170 is the source of this 171-nucleotide messenger RNA. RefSeq lists its product as hypothetical. The coding region runs from base 1 to 171 and encodes 56 amino acids. The transcript has a single exon. The record is from RefSeq and is a predicted model, not a curated record. Lineage: Eukaryota; Fungi; Ascomycota; Sordariomycetes; Hypocreales; Clavicipitaceae.